Sesamum indicum (sesame) is the source of this 1080-nucleotide messenger RNA. RefSeq names its product lipid phosphate phosphatase 2. Lineage: Eukaryota; Viridiplantae; Streptophyta; Magnoliopsida; Lamiales; Pedaliaceae. The record is from RefSeq and is a predicted model, not a curated record. Gene Ontology annotation, biological process: phospholipid dephosphorylation; phospholipid metabolic process. Gene Ontology annotation, cellular component: membrane. Gene Ontology annotation, molecular function: phosphatidate phosphatase activity.
GUCAAUAUCAGGUUGCAAAUGAUCUUCACUCUGUUGUCUCUCGUGCAUACCAUCUCUGCCAUUGUUGCUUAAUUCUACUUCUGGAGAGCCCGCAUCCUACAUGGGCUCGUGAGAAUGAGGGAGAAUCAAUUCAUCGGGCACACUAUUAGAUCUCAUGGAUCAAAGCUUGCGAGAGUGCAUCGGCACGACUGGCUGAUUCUGCUACUCCUUGUGGCGAUGGAUGUUGGUCUCAAUGUGAUAGAACCGUUCCAUCGUUAUGUCAGUGCAGAGCUGAUGACCGAUCUGAAAUACCCUUUUAAGAAAGACACUGUGCCCAUGUGGGCUGUUCCGAUAUAUGCAGUAAUCUUGCCCAUUACCGUAUUUCUGGUAUAUUACUACUACAGAAGGGAUGUUUAUGAUUUACACCAUGCUGUACUUGGCCUUGCAUAUUCGCUUCUAGUAACAGCAAUAAUAACCGAUUCAAUAAAAGAUGCCGUCGGAAGACCUCGCCCUAACUUUUUCUACAGGUGUUUUCCGGACGGUACACCUAUAUUUGAUCCUAAUGAUGGCAAUGUCUUGUGUACUGGUGAUAAGAAGGUUAUAAAGGAAGGAUAUAAAAGCUUUCCCAGCGGCCACUCUUCAUGGUCCUUUGCCGGUCUGGGCUUCCUGGCUUUGUACUUGUCUGGGAAGAUCAGAGUGUUCGACAGAAACGGGCACGCAGCCAAACUUUGCGUUGUUCUUUUGCCGUAUCUGUGUGCUGCUCUUGUGGCUGUUUCUCGUGUGGACGACUAUUGGCAUCAUUGGACUGAUGUGUUUGCUGGAUCUAUCUUAGGCGCGGUGGUCUCUCUUAUCUGCUACCUACAAUUCUUCCCAUCUCCACAUUCCCUCAACGGUUGGGCAACUCAUGCCCUAAACAAACUCAUGGCAGAAGCUGCGUCCCAGCAAGAUUUGAACACUUUGGAGAGUGGCAGCAUCAAGACUUGAUUGCAGGAUUAUAGCAGACUCUACAUCCAUCCCCCGCCAAGGUUAUUUUAUUAUAGGAAAAAAUGUAAGCAGCCUGUUUGUGAUAUCGCAAAUGAGCAAAUUAUCCCUUUAUAAAAA